Cuscuta campestris is the source of this 3760-nucleotide messenger RNA. Lineage: Eukaryota; Viridiplantae; Streptophyta; Magnoliopsida; Solanales; Convolvulaceae. The record is from the annotation of a GenBank genome assembly.
CUUCUCCAUAUAAAAUUUCACUUCAAUUUUUUUUUUCUUUCAAAAAACCAAAAAACCAAAACCCCAAAUUUCAACAUGAAAAACCAUUAUGCUUUCGUAAUUAUUCAAUUUAUUGUCACUUUCUCCGCCUUUGAACAUUUUACUCGUGCCCAUUUCUUUCCCAAUAUUACUUCCAUCCCACUACCACGCGCCUUGCCCGGGAACGGUAGCGCGUGGGACGCCUUCAACAAGUACCUCGGCUGCCGCGCCGGCGAGAAGGUCGACGGGUUAGCCGAGCUCAAGAAGUACCUCCAUUGCUUCGGCUACAUCUCCAACUCCACCGGCUUCACGGAUGACUUCGACGGCUUGCUCGAGUCGGCGGUCAAGAUUUACCAGAGGAAUUUCAAUCUCAACGCGAGCGGUGAGCUCGACGCGCCGACUAUCCAGCACAUGAUGCGGCCGCGAUGCGGGAACGCGGAUAUCGUCAACGGCACGUCCACCAUGGCUGCCGGCAGGCCGCGGAAUUCGUCGGCGAUGAUUCACGCGGUGGGUCAUUACUCGUUUUUUCAGGGACGGCCGCGGUGGCCGGAGGGGAAGACCGAGUUGACCUACGCGUUCUUGCCGGAGAACCGGCUGACCGACGCGGUGAGGAGCGUGUUUGCUCGGGCGUUCGAGCGGUGGUCGGAGGUGAUCCCGAUGAAUUUCACGCCGACGGAUGCGUACCCGACGGCGGACAUCCGGAUCGGGUUCUACGCCGGGGACCACGGCGACGGCGAGCCGUUCGACGGGUCAAUGGGGACGUUGGCGCACGCGUUCUCCCCACCUUCCGGGCAUCUUCACAUGGACGGCGAUGAGAACUGGGUCCUCGACGGCGACUUCCUCAACGCGCCGGCGUCGAUCUCCACGGCGGUGGAUCUGGAAUCCGUCGCGGUUCACGAAAUCGGGCAUAUGUUGGGUUUGGGUCAUUCUUCGGUUGAAGAAGCGAUCAUGUAUCCGUCAAUCGGGUCGGGUACCCGGAGGGUGGAGCUCGCCGGAGAUGAUAUCCAGGGGAUCCAGGAGCUUUACGGGUCAAACCCGAGCUUUACCGGUCCGGCCGCCGCGUUGAAUCCAGCCCAGGGUAACGACGACUUUAGUGGGGCCCAAAUUGCCACAUUGCCACAUUUGUAUAUAGGGGUGGGCAAUCGGGUCCAGGAACUGGGAGUCGGAACCGGACCGCUAGGUUCAGUCCGGAGCACAAAGAUCCUAACCUCUCUCUUCCUUCCCUACGCUAAUCACGAGAAAAAAAAAUCGGCAGAGCCGAUCUCUCCACUGCCGAUCUCGCCGUGCACAGCCAUGGCUUCUACCUCGUCUGAUCCUAUGGAUCGCCUUCCUACGGGUCUCAAGUUGUUUGUCCGGAAUCUUCAAUCCCUAACCCCGGUCAAGCUUGAUGACACCAAUUAUCCCUCUUGGUCGGCUACCGUCCGUGCAAAUCUUCUCGCUCAUCGUCUUCUCGGCUACGUGGAUGGGUCUGAAUCGUCUCCUCCGUCGUUUGUCCUUGAUGAAAAGGCUGCGGCACCCGGCAAGGAUCAACCGCCGGUCAUGAAACCAAAUCCGGCCUAUGAAUCCUGGAAUAUUAUUGAUGCUCAGAUUCGGGCCUGUCUCCUUGCUAUUGUCUCACCCACGGUUCAAACACAUAUUCAUGUUCUUCCCACCUCGGCUGCAAUCUGGAAUCAUCUAGAACAACGGUACAAUUCUCUUUCCCGAACUCAUAUUUUUCAACUGAAGGAGCGAUUACAUGGUGUUACAAAAGGGACCGAUUCGAUGCAAUCCUAUUUGGACACUUUUUUCACGAUUGUGUCGUCUCUCAAACUGGCUCAUGAAGAAAUUUCUGAACAAGAUGUUAUUCUCUGUGUUCUUCGUGGUCUACCGGCCGACUAUGCCUCCCUCAAGCAAAAUAUUCGCACCAAUAUUGCCACUGUCACUUUUAAUCAGGUCUCCUCUUGGUUGCUGUCCGAAGAAUUGAACUUAUCUUUUGAGAAAAAAUUAUCUCUGGGUGACUCCGGCUCUACUUCGUCCGUCGACAUUCAUAAUGCUCUUUUCACUAAUUCCGGACGAGGCAAUGGUAGAGGUCGUGGCCGAGGACCACCGCGAGGCCGAGGAGGGCCUUACCGCGGCAGUCAACCCGGCGGCAGAGGAGGCCGGCAGCCGCCGUACCGUGACGACACCCGCGGCAGAGGAGGUGGCCGAGGGGUGUCCGUUACCUGCCAGUUGUGUGGGAAACCUGGCCAUGCGGUCUGGAAUUGUUGGCACCGCUACGACGAAUCAUACACUGGUCCACCGCAGGCAUAUUAUGCAAAUCAAUCCGCUGAGUCUGGUUCGAAUUGGCACCUGGACACUGGCGCAAACACUCAUGUGACGUCCGAUCUAUCUCGGCUGAAUUCUAUGUCACCAUAUCAUGGCACCAACUCCAUCACAACUGCGGGAGGUAACACCUAUCCUAUUGACCAUACAGGCUCAGAAUCAUCCCUUUAUUCACAACCAAGUUUACCCUCCGUCCCUUCCUUGACGCCGCCGCCGUCAGCCGCGCCGGCGUCCAACUACCAUUCCUCUUCCACCGCCACCCACCGCUGCCUGGCCACCAUCAGGGGCGGCGACUCCUACGUGUUUUGCCUCUCCCUCGCCGGAAAACACCUCUACAUCGGCUCCUCCAACGGCGACAUCGCCGCCGUCAUCUCCGGCGGCCGUGAUAUUAGUCCGGCACCGCGUUUAGUGGGUCGGAGUGGAAGUGCGGUGAAGAGUAUAGUUACCUUGGGUGAUAAACUCAUUAGUGCACACCAAGAUCAUAGGAUUCGAAUAUGGAAAAUGGACAACGAAUUGACUCACAAUAAGUGUUACAAGUGCAUAGCGACCUUGCCAACAUGGAAGGACCGAUUGGCUAAGUUUUUUAACCCAAAGGACUACAUGGAGGUUCGACGGCACAAGCGGUGCACGUGGGUGCACCACGUGGACACCGUAUCGGCCUUAGCCAUGUCCACAGAAGCCUCUUUCCUGUACUCCGUCUCGUGGGACCGGACACUGAAAGUCUGGCGAACUGCCGACUUUAAGUGCCUUCAGUCUGUCCGGAAUGCCCACGACGACGCCAUCAACGCCAUCGUCGUCUCUGUCGAUGGCGUUGUGUACACUGGGUCGGCCGACAAGACAAUAAAGGCGUGGAAGGCCCAGUGCCACGGUGGCGGAAAGGUCGACCUGGGGGCAACACUGGAAAAACACAUGUCGGCGGUCAACGCCUUGGCUUUGACCCCUGACGGGUCAACUCUUUACUCUGGGGCGUGCGACCGGUCCAUAAUCGUCUGGGAGAAAGACGACGACGGGAGGAUGGCGGUCGUCGGGGCACUCCGUGGACACACUAAGGCGAUUCUAUGCAUAGCAGUGGUGUUAGAGGUGGUGUUUAGUGGGUCAGCGGAUAAGAGUGUUAGAGUGUGGAAGAGAGGGAUGGGGAGGAGUUAUUAUUGUUUGGUUGUGUUGGAUGGACAUGUGGGUCCAGUCAAAUGUUUGACUGCAGAUAUUGACCAUAAUAACCCCUCAUCCUACAUGGUUUAUAGUGGCAGCUUGGACUAUGAUAUUAAGGUUUGGGAAAUUUGCCUUACAAACUAAAUCAAUGUGUGGAUGCACAAGGGUUACAUUUAGACUAUAAGAUUCCUAUAUAUGUUUUGUGAGAAAUUUACUUUAAAGUUUUAGGACACUCCAAGAAUAAAAUGUAAAUUAAAGUUUAUUUUGUUAUGAAUGAAGCAAUACAUAUGUU